GGCCCCACCCCUACCAUUUCCUCUCCUUUGGCUCUAUAUCAUCUGAUCAUCACCUCAUUAUAUACUGCCCUCUGCAAAUACUCUACUUGCAAGAACUUGUGCGAACCGCAUGCUGUUAUGGGAGAAUCUUCUGCAUCAUACAUACACAUGGUACAAUAUCUUAUUGAAAAGUGUUUGAUCUUCCACAUGACAAAAGAAGAGUGCAUGGAAGCCCUUUCCAAGCAUGCAAACAUCCAACCAGUUAUUACUUCCACUGUUUGGAAGGAGUUAGUGAAAGAAAACGAAGGGUUCUUCCAAGCAUAUAAUGAAUCUCAAAGCAAGAGAGAUAAGAUGUCGGAGGCUGAGACGAGUGCCAUGAUCCAGAAGAUGAUAACAGAUCAUGAUUCUUCCACCAUGAAACCCCAAGAUUCAUCCUCUCAGUAACUGAUCAUCUGGAAAUGAUCGAAUCAGAUUGAGCAUACAAAGUCACAUAUGCACAAACAAAUAUAAAAUCACAUUCCCUUAAAUACGCUGAAAGGCAUACUCAGAGGGGAACAAAUCGAGUAGGAUCCGAUGCAGUACGACACGUGGGAUUCUUAUGUCUGGUGAAUUUGGCUGUAAAAUAUAUACUCAUAAGUCUCAUAUACUAAGGCAGUAGAGAAUAUAUAUUGGAUGUGACUGAGCAGAAUGUGGUUAUUUGUGUGUGUCUUAUGCUGUUAUUAUUGAAUAAAGCAUAAUAAGUGGGGGAUACUUCCUGUGUCACCAUCAUUGUCUUUA
Molecule: messenger RNA, 756 nt
Organism: Olea europaea var. sylvestris
Lineage: Eukaryota; Viridiplantae; Streptophyta; Magnoliopsida; Lamiales; Oleaceae
Exons: 3
Coding region: 118-423 (101 amino acids)
Source: RefSeq, a predicted model, not a curated record